Messenger RNA from Beauveria bassiana ARSEF 2860, 2397 nucleotides. RefSeq names its product alpha-fucosidase. The coding region runs from base 1 to 2397 and encodes 798 amino acids. The transcript has 4 exons. Gene Ontology annotation, biological process: carbohydrate metabolic process. The record is from RefSeq and is a predicted model, not a curated record. Gene Ontology annotation, molecular function: alpha-L-fucosidase activity. NCBI's taxonomy places the organism in Eukaryota, Fungi, Ascomycota, Sordariomycetes, Hypocreales, Cordycipitaceae.
AUGAACAUCCAAGGCAUCUUUAAAUACACCAUUCUACUUGGAUGGCUUCAUGCCACUACUAUCGGGGCUGUUCUGGAUGGUGAUCGCUUUCUAUGGUACUCAGAACCUGCCUCUGACUGGGAGACGGGUGUUCUUGCCAUUGGGAAUGGUAGGAUCGGCGCAGCAAUAUUUGGCAGCGGCAAUGAAGUUAUUACCUUGAAUGAGGACAGUAUCUGGUCAGGACCUCUUCAGAACCGCAUGCCUACCAGAGGACUACAAGCAUUACCGAAAAUCCGUCAACAACUAGUCGAAGACAAUAUCACCGAAGCGACGAGCUCGAUAAUGAAUGACAUGAUGCCCUCAGUGUCAAGAGAGCGUGUCUACAGCUAUUUUGGCAAUCUUCAUCUUGACUUCGGCCACGAGCGCGGGAUGACGAACUACGUGCGAUGGCUGGACACUCGGCAAGGCAAUGCCGGUAUCUCGUAUACGUACAACGGCAUCAAUUAUACCCGUGAAUACAUUGCAAGCUUUCCAGCCGGCAUUCUGGCGGCAAGAUUCACCGCAAGCAAAGCAGGUGCAUUGAGCUUCAACACGACUUUCACCCGAGAAAGCAACAUAUUAGCUAAUUCGGCGUCUGCCACCACGAAUGGAGGCUUAUUGACUAUGCGAGGCUCGAGUGGACAAAGUACAAAGAAUGACCCGAUUCUGUUUACUGGGAAGGGUCAAUUUAUCGCUGAUAAUGCUCACACCAGCGUUUCCGGUUCCACACUCUCAAUAACCGGAGCAACUGAGGUAGACCUAUUCUUUGACAUUGAGACUAGUUACCGCCAUCAGACGCAACAAAAGCUGGAAGCAGAAGUGGAUCGCAAGCUAAAGGCUUCCAUUGCGAAGGGAUAUACUGACAUACGGGACGGUGCUAUUGCUGACGCCACGGCCCUGUUGGGCCGUGCUUCCAUCAAUUUUGGCAAAUCUCCCAAUGGCGCUGCUAAUCUCCCGACCGACAAGCGUAUCAAAAUGGCUCGGAAAGGCCUCGAUGAUACUCAGCUCGCUGUUCUUGCGUGGAACUACGGCCGCCACUUACUUGUCGCAUCCUCCCGUCACAACGAUGCAGAUGUGAGCUUACCAGCCAACCUACUGGGCCUCUGGAACAACAGGACGACGUCUGCCUGGGGUGGCAAGUUUACCAUCAAUGUUAACCUUGAGAUGAACUAUUGGCCCGCUGGACAGACCAACAUCAUCGAAACUCAAGAGUCGAUGUUCUCGCUUCUCAAAAUUGCCAAACCCCGAGGCGAGGAGAUGGCGCAGAAAUUAUAUGGCUGUAAUGGGACCGUAUUUCACCACAAUCUGGAUCUCUGGGGAGACGCUGCGCCUUCUGACAAUAACACAUCUGCUACUAUGUGGCCUAUGGGAGCGGCUUGGACGGUGCAGCAUAUGAUGGAUCAUUAUCGCUUUACCGGCGACGCAGGCUUUCUCUUGCACACAGCUUAUCCGUUCCUCACGGACGUGGCAAGCUUUUAUAGGUGCUACGCCUUUGAUUGGCAAGGAUCAAAGGUAACAGGCCCUUCCGUUUCGCCCGAGAACUCUUUCAUCGUACCAAAAAACGCCAGCGUCGCAGGCUCAAGGAAAGCGUACGACAUAGCGCCUGAGAUGGAUAAUCAGCUGAUGCGAGAUGUCAUGGAGAGCCUGCUAGAGGCUGCUAAGGCACUCAACAUUCCACAGACGGACGAGGACGUGAAGGAAGCGACGAAGUUUCUGCCCCUUAUUCGAAGGCCUGCUAUUGGGUCGUAUGGGCAGAUUCUCGAGUGGAGAAGCGAAUACAAAGAAGCAGAACCAGGGCAUAGGCAUCUCUCACCUUUAUACGGCCUGCACCCUUCUUUUCAGUUCUCACCACUUGUCAACGAGACUCUGAGCAGAGCUGCAAACGUACUCCUCAAUCAUCGCGUGGCUAACGGAUCCGGUCACACAGGCUGGAGUCGGGCAUGGUUGAUCAAUCAGUAUGCGCGUCUCUUUUCCGGAGCCAAAGCAUGGAAACAUGUCGAAGCAUGGUUCGCAAAGUAUCCGACUUCCAACUUGUGGAAUACCGAUUCCGGACAAGGCUUUCAAAUUGACGGCAACUUUGGCAUCACAAGUGGGAUAACGGAAAUGAUACUCCAAAGUCACGCAGGGAUUGUUCACAUAUUGCCGGCUCUGCCUGCAGCUGCAUUGCCUACUGGAAAUGCUCGGGGUCUGCUCGCUCGAGGGGGGUUCGAGGUCGAUAUUGACUGGAAGGAAGGCACAUUCCAAAAAGCUGCCAUAAGACCACAGCGCGGCGGCCGAUUGCAGCUUAGAGUCAGCGACGGGACAAGUUUCAAGGUGAAUGGGGAGCUAUACAAAGGACCAAUUCAGGCCGUAGAGAUCUGUCACGGGCUAGACCCCUGA